Cyprinodon variegatus (sheepshead minnow) is the source of this 430-nucleotide messenger RNA. Its product is annotated as 40S ribosomal protein S5-like. NCBI's taxonomy places the organism in Eukaryota, Metazoa, Chordata, Actinopteri, Cyprinodontiformes, Cyprinodontidae. The transcript has 3 exons. Gene Ontology annotation, molecular function: mRNA binding; structural constituent of ribosome; rRNA binding. Bases 16 to 384 code for a protein of 122 amino acids. Gene Ontology annotation, cellular component: cytosolic small ribosomal subunit; ribosome. The record is from RefSeq and is a predicted model, not a curated record. Gene Ontology annotation, biological process: ribosomal small subunit assembly; translation.
GGUCAGGAGUAUCUGAUGGCUUGCUUGACGUGGAAACUUUCCUUUAGAUUUAUUGCAUUUAAAAUCUGCCUUAUUUUUUUUCUCCAGAAUCCUCUUCAGGUGUUGGUCAACGCCAUCAUCAACAGUGGACCUCGUGAGGACUCCACCCGUAUCGGACGUGCCGGUACCGUCAGGAGGCAGGCUGUAGAUGUGUCACCCCUCCGCAGAGUCAACCAGGCCAUCUGGCUGUUGUGCACAGGAGCAAGAGAAGCUGCUUUCAGGAACAUCAAGACCAUUGCAGAGUGUCUGGCUGAUGAGCUGAUCAAUGCAGCUAAGGGUUCUUCUAACUCUUACGCCAUCAAGAAGAAGGACGAGUUGGAGAGAGUUGCCAAGUCCAACCGUUAAACAUGUUCGCUUUCUGACAAAACAAAUAAAUUUGGAGAAAUUCAGA